Molecule: messenger RNA, 372 nt
Organism: Striga hermonthica
Lineage: Eukaryota; Viridiplantae; Streptophyta; Magnoliopsida; Lamiales; Orobanchaceae
Source: the annotation of a GenBank genome assembly
AUGGCGUCACUCGACUCCGACGUGAACAUGGUCCCCGCCGGCGAAGGAUCCUCCGGCGCAGGGCCCUCCAACGCCAAUCCGUCGUCCUCCUCCAAGAAAGCCAAGCGAUUCGAGAUCAAGAAGUGGAACGCCGUCGCUCUGUGGGCUUGGGACAUCGUGGUCGAUAACUGUGCUAUUUGCAGGAACCAUAUCAUGGAUCUGUGCAUUGAGUGUCAGGCUAAUCAAGCUAGUGCCACAAGUGAGGAAUGCACGGUUGCUUGGGGUGUCUGCAAUCACGCCUUCCAUUUCCACUGCAUCAGCAGAUGGCUCAAGACACGUCAAGUCUGUCCUCUCGAUAACAGUGAGUGGGAGUUCCAAAAGUACGGGCACUAG